AUGUCCAUUUCUGAAGAAACUCGCGUCGAUUAUGAUGAAGGAACUCGUGAUGAAGAAACUCACCAGACUUAUCCGGGAUACGAUGAACUCGUCUCCUAUUUAACGAACCAAGCAAUUAAAUCUUUUCAAGGUUUCCUCUUCCGUCUCCAAGAAGUAGUUCUUAGCUCUUCCUCAAAUACUUCUUGGAAGAACCUUGAUCAUUAUUGGUUCAACCGCUUUAAAAGCAGCAUACUUGUUGCUAGAUAA
Molecule: messenger RNA, 246 nt
Organism: Funneliformis mosseae
Lineage: Eukaryota; Fungi; Glomeromycota; Glomeromycetes; Glomerales; Glomeraceae
Source: the annotation of a GenBank genome assembly